UUCUCAAUUUAUCCCUUUUUAAUUUAACAAAUGUGUGUCUUGGUUUUAUGUUUUAUAUAUUUGUUUAGAAUGUUUAGAAUUAUCAGACAUGUCUUAAAUUUUUAAGGAUGUUUGUCUUAAAAACGCGUAAUUAAUUAUUUUAUUUCAAUAAUCUGAGUAAAUGAUCCCAAAAAGUUUUGAUUGCAUGGGAUCAAUCACCAAAAGAACAUAUAAAAUACCCGUUGAAACCUCUUCUCUUCCUUCAUCUCUUUCAAAAUGGCUUCAUUUCUCUACCUCUUCCUCCUCCUCUUCAUUUCUACUCUUCCGCCGCCGUCCAUGGCGGCCCCAACCGGCGAGACGUCUUUUGUCUACGGCGGCUGUUCUCAGUCAAAAUACACACCCGGUUCAACCAUCGAGUCAAAUAUCAACUCCCUCCUCACUUCCCUCCUCACCUCCUCCUCCUUCACACUCUACACUAACUUCACCGUCGACGGCGACAGCGACGGCGCCGGCGACACUGUAUACGGCCUAUUCCAGUGUCGUGGCGAUCUAAAAAACGUGGCAUGUGGCAAGUGUGUGACUCAUGCCGUGGCUCAACUUGGGUCUAUCUGCCUGGACGCGUGCGGUGGCGCGUUGCAGCUGGAGGGGUGUUUUGUGAAGUACGACAAUGUUAGCUUUUUGGGAGUGGAGGACAAGACUAUGGUGGUGAAGAAGUGUGGGGCGGUGAUGGGGUAUGAUUCCGGUGGGUUGGCUAGAAGGGAUGCGGUGUUGGCUUAUUUGGCGGCGGCUGAUGGCGGCGGUGGGUAUCAGCCGUUUAGAGUUGGUGGGUCCGGAGAUGUUCAAGGAUUGGCGCAGUGCGUUGGGGAUUUGGAUGCGGUGGAGUGUCAGGAUUGUGUUGCGACGGCGGUGGGCCGGCUGAAGGCGGACUGUGCGGCGGCAGGGUGGGGUGAUAUGUUCUUGGGGAAGUGCUAUGCUCGGUUCUCCCAUGGCAAUGUCCGCCCCCGCGCUGGUGGCGGUGGAAAUGAGAAUCGAAACGACGACGUAGAGAUAGAGAAGACCAUUGCAGUAAUAAUUGGACUCAUUGCUGGAAUUGCCUUCAUCGUUGUCUUCCUCGCUUUCCUAAGCCAUUAUUGUGACAAACAAAGAGGUGGCAAAUGAAGUGAACUUUAAAUGGAUGCUUCUGGAACGCCUUCUUUUUAGCAAUUAAAAAAAAAAGAGAAAAAGCUCAUGAGAUUCGACAUGUCGGACCCACUCAACUGCAANUUUUUUUUUUUUUUUUUUUUUUUUCUUUCCCACUUUUGAUAUAUUAAUUGAGAAUAUAUUUGAUUGAAUUCCUUUUUUCUUUUAUGGGAGAAAAAAGUAAAACAAAAUUGUACUAUUGGAUGUGUGUUAUUUGGUUGGUUUAAUGAAAGUUUCUAUGCUCUCUAC
This is a messenger RNA of Cucurbita maxima (winter squash), 1407 nucleotides long. Its product is annotated as cysteine-rich repeat secretory protein 12-like. The transcript has 3 exons. The record is from RefSeq and is a predicted model, not a curated record. NCBI's taxonomy places the organism in Eukaryota, Viridiplantae, Streptophyta, Magnoliopsida, Cucurbitales, Cucurbitaceae. Gene Ontology annotation, cellular component: plasmodesma. Bases 256 to 1137 code for a protein of 293 amino acids.